AUGGCGUCGGAAGAAGCAAUUGGAUUUAAUGCCGCUGAAUAUGAGGCGUCUUCAUGCAUCAUCCCCGAGCAAAGACUGCUGGCCCUCCGAGAAAAACUCAUAAAACUGAAUAUCAAAAACCCAUCUCGAGAUUCUGCAACAACCUAUAGAGAACUAAAGGGCUGGGUUGAGCCACUUCUUGACACUGGGUCAAGUCCUCAAAUUGAAAAUGGACACCGAGUUUGUGCUGUCGACGCCCUCUCAAUUGUCUUCAAUAGGCUUGGGGGGCUAUCUAAAAUGCUCUCGGUGAAGCCUGAGUCGUCUGGUUUACCAGAAACUCGGAAAGAAGCUAAAUAUCUUCCUAUAUUUCGAGAUUACUUUGAUCUCGCAACGGCCCCAGUCUUGAAAAGUCUGAAAGAUUGUCUUACGGCUUUUGUGGCCUUUGGAACAGAGACUUGGGAUCCAGAAGAACGUCAAAUAUUCUCGACCUCAAUUGCUGAAGAGGUGUUCGAUGGUAUCAAGAAGGGUGAUUUGAGGAAGGGUGAUUCGUAUCUCGUCGAAUUCCUAAUAAAGAAAAAAUGGUUUGCCUCGAAGACUUUCUUCAUAAAGAACGAAGGCGAAAAGCCGUCUAGGGCGGUAAAUCUAGGAUCGAUAUUCAAGGCAAUGGACAACAGGACUCUUGCUCCUGGUAUUGGUCGUUUACUGAGCUCUUUGCUUCGUAGGCUUCAGGAAGAACUAGUUGGGGAAACAGAUAAAGAGUCUCUCAAGGCAGUUUGGCUCUCUUUUUUCAAGGCCGACCUCGCGAGAGCUUUGCUCUCACUAGACGAGCAUGUUGCUUUGAACACCGAACUCUACGUCGUUCCAGGUGUUUUUCAUGAUGAAAAGGAGGGGUUUGCGCUUUUCAUCCAGCAUCUUAUUCAUGCCCUCGGGCCCGAGGCCUUGCGUAACAGUCAAAGCUCAAUGGCUAUAAUAGGCUGUUUGAGAACCGGGAAAGAGAAUGGGUGGCUUACAGAACUUCAAGUUGACGAAUAUGUGAAGUCGCUCGGUGGUUAUGAUUCUCUUCUUUCAGACCAGUCUGGACUCUUACGAUCCCAUACGCUGAGGUUGAUGAUAAUAUCAUCUUCAGUUGCUUUACCAUUUACAUCAAGCUACACUUCAAUAUUCUGUGAUCAUUUUGAUGACCUUUUCUCAGAGUCUGACCCACAGGUCAGAAACGAAAUUUACGCAGGGUUUAGAGUUCUCUUAGAAAGGCUUGUUGCCAGCUCAUAUGCCUUGAAUAAAAAGCUAAGAUCGUUAGAAGGGCGGCCGACAGACCUUGGUACUAGCUCCGAGGCCAUAGAUGAGGUCCAAACGAUGAACAAUUUGUUACUCCAACAGAAAGCGUUCACCAGCUGGUUUCUGAACGAAUUACUCCCUGCACAAUUGCGGCCUAACGCCUCUUACCAGAGAGUCAUCCUAGCCCUUAAGGUUUAUUCUUAUUGGCUCCCCCAAAUAGAAAGAGAUCAGAGAAACUCUCUACCUGGGAGCGAUCUAGCGGCGGAUAUCAAGAAGUCAAAGAAGAAACAAAACGAACGGGAGCACAUUGUUCUACCUUUUGACCCCGAGAUUCAAUACUCUCACCUCUUAAGGUUACUUGUUGAACGAAUAAUGGAUCCAUACGACGAUAUCAGAUCUCUCGCUACCGGUCUUAUCAAGGAGUUACCUCAGAGCAAAGAUGUCCAGUGGGCACACGUUCUACAGCGCUCCCAGAGAAUGAUCGAGGAUAGUGGGCGGCCUGGUCAGGAAGAUGGAUUCAGUAGGAUUCUCGAGGUCUUGUAUGACUUGAGUCUUAAAGAUUCAAAUAUUUCUCGAGAGGUGUGGGAGGCGUAUGCCUCCUCGACAAGCGAUGGUACAAUCGUCGACCUAGCUUUUAUGUUGCUAGAUAAAGAGCCACAUAUACAAUGUCAAAGCCAAGCUAAUCCGAGAUCUCGAAUCGAUAAUAGCGUUCUCGGAGCGCUGGCAUUAAUUUUCAAAAGGAAAGACGCAAAUUUGUUGGUCCUCGAAGAGGAGAAACGGCAAAAGAUGUUCGAUCGAGUGUUAAAACUGGCUCAAGAUAUUUGGGCCCGUGAGCGGGACAUAUUGUGCAACGAAAGCCCUGAAGGACGUGGAGUGGCGGCGUCUGGCGAAGAUUCGGAUGAUGAAGACGAAGAUCAAUUAAAUAGUCAAGGAUUCUUGAGCUAUAGCUGGAGAGUUGUUUCUGAAGCCAGUUCUCUCCUUGGAGCGAUUGCCACAUAUGUUCCAAAGGGCUCCGGCCAGAUAUCAGAGGCCGACAAUUUCCUCCAAAAUAGUGGGGAUCUUUUGAUAGAACAACUCACAUCGAUACGGCAUAGAGGCUCUCUGUCAUCUAUAUUCCCAGCUUUAACGGCAAUCUGCCACCAGUGUUUGGCUUCGAAAUCGACAUUGGCUCAGGGCCUCCCGCGACAAUGGCUAGACAAGCUUUUAGGCAUAGUCUCAAGCUCUGGGAAGCUGAUAACGCGGCGCUCUGCUGGUCUUCCAAUGGCAAUUGGAGCUAUUAUAAUCAGCGAGAUACAGAUGAAAAAGAAGCAAAUUUUCUUUAUUCAACAUGCCUUCAGCUCCCUCGGGAAUACGGUUCAAACACCUAGGGAUCUUUCAACGGAGCAAAAAGACGAAAAUGGUCACCUUGAAUUACCUCAAGUCCAUGCGCUUAACUGCAUGAGGUUUUUGUUUAUGGAUUCACAACUUUCAACAGUGGUUGAUCCAUACGUCUCCAGCUCCCUGCACAUGGCAUUUAAUUGUUUCAAAUCGGAGAUAUGGGCGGUUCGAAACUGUGGUAUCAUGCUUUACACGGCAAUCGUAAACCGUAUCUUCCCUAAAGACGGUUCUAUGCAGGUUUUCAAAGCCGAGCGAUUUUUUCAGAGAUAUUCUGGAUUAGACACCGUUUUCCUUGAGACGCUUUCAGAUGGGUUUCAGGACCUUAGCGAUCAUCGCCUAAUUGAAGCAGUUUAUCCAGCACUAGAUGUCAUAUCUCGACUCUCGUUCCAAGAAAAUCAGGAGUCAGAGGCGUUUAAAGAUCUGGUUAUUCGCUAUCUAGAAUGCAAGAUCUGGAAAACUCGAGAAGCAGCGGCAAAAUCUAUCCUUGCAUUCACGCCCCGCGAGAACGCAGUUGAAUCAUACGGAGAGUUCCUCCUAUGGAAUUUCGGGGAUUAUAAGCGGGAUAAUAAUGUGAUUCAUGGUGGUUUGUGCACUGCCCGUGAGAUUUACGAGCGGAGGAUAUUUGGCUUUGGAGAUGAACUUCAGUCAAAGAUAGAAGAUAUUACGAAAAGUGCAGCUAAGCAUUAUUUUGAACCGAGCAAUCGAGUAUCUCCAGUUAACCAAGCGCAUUUCAUCCAAAUCUGUAGUAUUGUGUUCUCGAACAAUACAGCUUCCUUGACUGAAAAUAUCGUACCAUUCUGUCAAAGGGUUCUCGAAGAUGCUCAAGGAUCACCGCCUCGGGGUUUUGCGGAUUCAUUGCUUAGGAAAGAAAUCGCUAGAGUAAUGGCUGUGUCGGCGCCUAAUCUCGCGUGCGGUUAUUUGUCCUUCCAUGAUCCGGAUUAUGGAGUAUCCCUUUCAGAAGCGCUUGCGAAGACAAAUAGUAAUGUUGAGCUUCACAAAACUUUGAGGGAACUCAAGGAUGGUGUGGAUACUGUUUCUUCAGAUGAAAAACAAACUUCAACUGCCUUUAAUGUGCUACAAGAAGUGCUGAACCAUCACGAUUGGGAAUGGUAUCGGGUUGCCGCCGUUAAUUUGUUGCUCCUCUCAUCUGAGAAACAGGCAGUGGAACCCACCACUCUAGCACAACUUGCCUCAAAUGGCCUAGUAGAGCCAUUGAAGGAGUCUGCACUAACUCUCCUAGGACGGAACAUAUUCCCCAUGCUGAACGACGAUAGAUAUCGAUCGAUGAUACAUGGAUCAAUCCAAACUUGGGUUCAGGAAUUAUUCAAUAAUGUCAAAGAUGAAAUACCGCACUCAUCACGAAUGGCAGUAUUGCGGUCUAUUGAAGAAGUUUAUGGAGUAUUCAAAUCUUGCGACCAACAGAUUCAACAAGCACUUUUACCGAUAUGGAUUGUUCUACAAAAGCUAUUAAACGACGACGAAGAGGACGUUAGAAGUCGGGCGGCAUGUAUUGUGGCGAAACUCCUUGCAAUUGAAGAGUCGGAACAAGAAGUUGAAACUUUCACACCCCUUCGGGCUGAACGAAGACUUUUUGAGCACUUGGCUAGAAUUGAGGCUUUCAGAAAUAUAGAGAUCCAGCAGCGGCUAUUGGAGGAUGUUAUCGAUCUACCGUUGGAAAAGAUAUCUAAGAUCAAAGAACGGUUGAUCACAGCGAAUACCCCAAAUACAUUGCUGUUCAAGAUCGAGAAACAGAAUCUGUACAGAGACGAAUUGAGAUGCAUGGACUAUUAUUUGGAGCUCCUUUCAAAAGCUACGGCAGAAGACAGAGCUGCAGAAUUGGUGGACAAGCUGACACAGUAUGUGACCACUGGUAUGCAAACGCUUUGGGAUAUCGCACAGGAAUACCAGGUUGAGACAGGGGAAGGCGGGGUUUCUCUCGAAGAAGGGAAACUCAAGGCGACGGAUGGCAUCAUGGGAUGGACUACGGCUACAGAAGAGAUGUUCGUAUCGGGAAUGAGAGUUGCCAAUGGUUUUAAACUGUUGAGAAUGUGGGAUGUUAAAGGUCGGGAAGUUGGGGAGAUAGUGGGCAAUUUUGUGGAAUACGGGGAAAGAGAUGAUGUGAAGGUGAACAGCACCUGGCUGGAAGCCUUUAGGUCUCCUUAG
Orbilia oligospora ATCC 24927 is the source of this 4794-nucleotide messenger RNA. RefSeq lists its product as uncharacterized. The record is from RefSeq and is a predicted model, not a curated record. Gene Ontology annotation, biological process: tRNA methylation. Gene Ontology annotation, cellular component: cytosol. NCBI's taxonomy places the organism in Eukaryota, Fungi, Ascomycota, Orbiliomycetes, Orbiliales, Orbiliaceae. The transcript is spliced from 7 exons. The coding region runs from base 1 to 4794 and encodes 1597 amino acids.